This is a messenger RNA of Anopheles nili, 2543 nucleotides long. RefSeq names its product dnaJ homolog subfamily C member 2. Lineage: Eukaryota; Metazoa; Arthropoda; Insecta; Diptera; Culicidae. Gene Ontology annotation, biological process: regulation of translational fidelity; 'de novo' cotranslational protein folding. Gene Ontology annotation, cellular component: cytosol. The coding region runs from base 1 to 2208 and encodes 735 amino acids. The transcript has 2 exons. Gene Ontology annotation, molecular function: Hsp70 protein binding; ribosome binding. The record is from RefSeq and is a predicted model, not a curated record.
AUGGCAGCCAGCGAUAAAAGCAAACGACCGUCGCCAGCGGUUCUAACCGUCGCCUUACGCACGAAUUUUGACCUUCGUCGAAUCUCAGCCGGCGAUGGCUGGGAUGAGGGCCUCGAGUUCUUACAGCAUCUGCACGAAACGAAACCAAUCGAUCCCGAAUGCCCGCCCACAAAGGAUGAGCUGAUCGCCGCGGGCAAGUUGCCGAAAGAUGAUACGCAACAGACGGCCGUUGAUCCGGAGGCACUGUUCGAAGAGUUUUUCAAGGUUGACAUCGAAUAUCUCAAGAGUUUAGAUCCGAAGGAUUGGAAAAACCAGGAUCACUACGCAGUACUCGGACUGAAAGGGAUGCGGUUUGAAGCCACCGAUGAGGACAUAAAACGCGCAUACCGUAAGAUAGUAUUGAAACACCAUCCAGACAAGCGGAAAGCGCUCGGUGAAGAGGUGAAGCAAGAUGACGAUUAUUUCCACUGCAUAACCAUGGCGUACGAGACGCUCGGUACGCUGAAAAACCGUCGCGCUUUCGAUUCAAUCGACCCCGAGUUUGAUGAUGCCCUGCCGUCUCAGGCUGAGGUGGAGAAGGAUUUCUUCGCAUCGCUACGGGACGUGUUCAAACGCAACUCGCGUUGGAAUGAAUCGCGAAAGGCUGCCCCCCAGCUGGGCCAUGAUAACACGACCCGCGAGGCGGUGGAAGACUUUUACGACUUUUGGUACAACUUCCAGAGCUGGCGCGAGUUUAGCUACCUUGACGAGGAGGAUAAGGAAAAGGGACAAGAUCGCGAGGAGCGGCGCUGGAUUGAGAAACAAAACAAAGCCAUUCGACUGAAGCGCAAGAAGGAAGAGUCGGCCCGAAUACGCUCACUGGUUGAUCUGGCGUACAACAACGAUCCGCGCGUGGUGCGUUUCAAGCGAGAGGAAAAGGAACGCAAGCUGGCGGCGAAACGCGCCAAACAGACUGCCUAUCAGGUCCAGAAAGCAGAAGAAGAACGUCUGGCCAAGGAGGCUGCCGAAGCGAAGCAACGCGCGGAAGAAGCUGAGCAGAAGCGCAUUGAGCAAAUUCAAAUCGAGCGCGAACGAACAAAGCGUAUACUGAAAAAAGAGCGCAAGGUAUUUCGUGACACGGCCAAGGGCAAGAACUAUUACGCUUCGAACGACAAGGAGCGCCUGAAGCAUCUCGAGGGCGUAGAGAAGUUAAUCGAAUCGUUCAAGUUGCUCGAGCUGCAAGAUUUCAACAAGGAGCUAGCGAACGGUGGCCGUGACGUAUUCGUAAAGGCGCUGAACGAGUUAGAGGCGAAGCUGGAGAGCGAACGUAUUGCCGCCCAGCAGACGGCACAGAUACCAAACAACGCCGGGCUGAAGGUGGUCAAUCGGAAGGCCAUGUGGUCGCACGACAACGUGCAGCUGCUGAUCAAAGCCGUUAACCUGUUCCCAGCUGGAACGAUAUCCCGCUGGGACGUGAUAGCGAACUACCUGAAUCAGCAUGGUACGGGGCUGGGCGAUAUGCGCUUCUACGCGAAGGAUGCCCUAAACAAGGCGAAGGAGUUGCAGGGAGGCGACUUUUCCAAGAGUGACCUUAAAACGGUGGUUAACCAACAGGCGUACGAGUCAUUCGAGCGCAGCAAAAAGGAUCUCAAGAUCAUCGACAACUCGGAGAUCAGCAUGAAGGAGGCGGCGGCUGAGGAGAACGGCAAGGAGAAAGGCCAAUCAGAGGCAAAACACAACGGCAAGCAGCAACAGGCAGUGGAAAAGAAGUCAAACCCCCACGUGAUGAUGGUGAACGGCGAGUCGAAAGGACACGGUACCGGCCCGAAUGGAAGCGCAUCCGAGGGCAAGGAAAACCGCAACAAGCAGCCGAAACAAAUGAAGGAAAUGUCCCCGGCGGCUGGUGCUGGGGUGAUCCCGGUGGUGAACGGCACAGAGGACAACAAUAAGACCUCCGCGGCUCCGGUGGUUUCAAAUCCGGAAGCAAAGGCGAAACCGGCCAGUGCUUCUACCAAAAAAGACAAGGAAGCAAACCGGGUGUGGAGCAAAGAAGAACAAGCCCUGCUCGAGCAAGCCAUCAAGACGUACCCGGUGUCGUGUGGUCCGGAUCGUUGGGAUCGGAUAGCGGAAUGCAUACCGAACAGAACGAAAAAGGAUUGCAUGCGGCGGGUGAAGGAGCUGGUCGAUCUGGUCAACGCAAAGCGAGAGGCACAGCAAAGCGUCAAGUAGUAGGAGACAGAGAGUAGAGCAGAGUAGGAUGUGAGCAGGGUAGAGGAUUUUAGACGAAAGAAGAAGAAGAAGAACAGAAGGCCCUUCCAGGAAUAGUUUUGUACUGGUUUUCCUCAGAUGUGGAGCAUUGCUGUGUAGGGGGCGUUCAACAGAGAAAUAGGGAAAAAGACACACCUUUUUGUACAUAAUUAAAGUGUCCUGUUCUAUCCAACACAACAACCUAACACCACACUCGCACACCACCUCAGGCAGAAACCCGCAUUCGUAGACAAGUUUAUCGCUACACAACGCGACCAACAAAAUGCCUCAAGAUAUUUGCAGACAUUAAAGUACGA